Nomascus leucogenys (northern white-cheeked gibbon) is the source of this 3049-nucleotide messenger RNA. It is a transcript of the gene OGFOD1, whose product is annotated as 2-oxoglutarate and iron dependent oxygenase domain containing 1. Lineage: Eukaryota; Metazoa; Chordata; Mammalia; Primates; Hylobatidae. The record is from RefSeq and is a predicted model, not a curated record. Gene Ontology annotation, biological process: regulation of translational termination; peptidyl-proline hydroxylation. Gene Ontology annotation, molecular function: iron ion binding; peptidyl-proline dioxygenase activity; L-ascorbic acid binding. Gene Ontology annotation, cellular component: cytoplasm.
ACUUUGGUGCUUCGCAUUGGGUAGGGCCGGGAAACAAGGUAAAGGGGACAUGCCGGGAAUUGCAGUCCCCUCAGGAAAGUAGCGUCUUGAUCUGUGUGGCGUGGCUGUCUCUCUACUUUGGGAGGGGAUGAAUGGGAAGCGGCCAGCGGAGCCCGGCUCAGCCCGGGUGGGAAAAAAGGGAAAGAAGGAGGUGAUGGCGGAGUUUUCGGACGCUGUUACGGAAGAAACCUUGAAAAAGCAAGUGGCUGAGGCCUGGAGCCGCAGGACGCCGUUCAGUCACGAAGUCAUUGUCAUGGACAUGGACCCUUUUCUUCACUGUGUGAUCCCAAACUUCAUCCAAAGCCAAGACUUCUUGGAAGGGCUUCAGAAGGAACUGAUGAACUUGGACUUCCAUGAGAAGUAUAAUGAUUUAUAUAAGUUCCAGCAGUCUGAUGAUUUGAAGAAGAGAAGAGAGCCUCACAUCUCCGCUUUAAGGAAAAUUCUGUUUGAAGAUUUCCGGUCCUGGCUUUCUGAUAUUUCUAAAAUUGACCUGGAAUCAACCAUUGACAUGUCCUGUGCUAAAUAUGAAUUCACCGAUGCCCUGCUGUGCCAUGAUGAUGAGCUGGAAGGGCGCCGGAUCGCCUUCAUCCUGUACCUGGUUCCUCCCUGGGACAGGAGCCUGGGUGGUACCCUGGACCUGUACAGCAUUGAUGAACACUUUCAGCCGAAGCAGAUUGUCAAGUCUCUUAUCCCUUCGUGGAACAAACUGGUUUUCUUUGAAGUAUCUCCUGUGUCCUUUCACCAGGUGUCUGAAGUCCUGUCUGAAGAAAAGUCACGUUUGUCUAUAAGUGGCUGGUUUCAUGGUCCAUCGUUGACUAGGCCUCCCAACUACUUUGAACCCCCCAUACCUCGGAGCCCUCAUAUCCCACAAGAUCAUGAGAUUUUGUAUGAUUGGAUCAACCCUACUUAUCUGGACAUGGAUUACCAAGUUCAAAUUCAAGAAGAGUUUGAAGAAAGUUCUGAAAUUCUCCUGAAGGAGUUUCUUAAGCCUGAGAAAUUCGCGAAAGUCUGUGAGGCCUUGGAGCGUGGAGAUUUGGAAUGGAGCAGCCAAGGUCCCCCUAACAAAAGGUUUUAUGAGAAAGCUGAGGAGAGUAAGCUUCCUGAGAUAUUGAAGGAGUGCAUGAAGUUAUUUCGCUCUGAGGCACUAUUCUUGCUGCUCUCCAACUUCACAGGCCUGAAGCUUCAUUUCUUGGCCCCUUCGGAAGAAGAUGAGAUGAAUGAUAAAAAAGAGGCAGAAGCCGCUGAUAUCACUGAAGAAGGGACUAGCCAUAGUCCUUCUGAGCCAGAGAAUAAUCAGACAGCCAUCAGUAGCAACAGCCAACAGAGCAAUGAGCAGACAGACCCAGAGCCAGAGGAAAAUGAAACAAAGAAAGAAUCUAGUGUUCCCAUGUGCCAAGGGGAACUGAGGCAUUGGAAGACCGGUCACUACACUUUAAUUCAUGACCAUAGCAAGGCUGAAUUUGCCCUAGACUUAAUUCUGUACUGUGGCUGUGAAGGCUGGGAGCCAGAAUAUGGCGGUUUUACUUCUUACAUUGCCAAAGGUGAAGAUGAAGAGCUGCUAACAGUGAAUCCAGAAAGCAAUUCUUUGGCAUUGGUCUACAGAGAUAGAGAGACUCUGAAAUUUGUCAAGCAUAUUAACCACCGAAGCCUGGAACAAAAGAAAACCUUCCCAAACAGAACAGGUUUCUGGGACUUUUCAUUCAUGUAUUAUGAAUGACAGCACUGGGCAAAGCUGAACAAAAACGUGACCUUUCGUCAUUAUUGGGAAGUCUGGAAGAGCUAAGCAUGGAGUCAAGGAGAGCUACAUGGUAGCUUGCCCAACAGUGUUCUUAAAACUGGUUGUCUUUUACUAGGACUCAUAAUGAUUGUCCUCAACCGAGACCUUGAGCUUGGAGCUACAUACUUAUCUCUUGAUUAAAAAAAAAAAAAAGUUGGUUUUUUUUUUUAACAUUGAGUCCUUCUUUUUCCAUAUUGGCUUCUUCAGUGAAUUUUUAACUUCAGUUUUUUUUUUUAUUGAGGUAAAAUAUUUAUAACAUAAAACUGACCAGCUUACCCAUUUUUAAAUAUGCAAUUCAGUGGAUUAAGUACAUUCUCAUUGUUGUCCAGCCAUCACCAUCAUCCAACUCCAGAACUUUUCCAUCUUCCCAAAUCCUGUGCCCAUUGAACAAUAACUCCCCACCUCCCCUUCCCCUAGCAACAGCCAUACUUUUUGUCUCUAUCAUCAACUUCACCACUCAUAUUUCUCAUAUAAGUGGAAUCAUACAGUAUUUGUCCUUUUGUGACUGCUUUCAUUUAGCAUAAAGUCUUUAAGAUUCAUCCAUGUUUCCAGUGUUUCGGUUUUUUUAGAAAAACUCAUAAGUGAUUGCAGCCGGGCGUGGUGGCUCACACCUGUAAUCCCACCACUUUGGGAGGCCAAGGCAGGCGGAUCACCUGAGGACGGAGUUCAAGACCAGCCUGGCAAACAUGGAGAAACCCUGUCUCUACUAAAAAUACAAAAUUAGCUGGGCGUGGUGGCACAUGCCUGUAAUCCCGGCUACUCAGGAGGCUGGGGCAGGAGAAUUGGUUGAACACGGGAGGCAGAGGUUGCAGUGAGCCGAGAUUGUGCCAUUGUACUCCAGCCUGGGCAACAAGAGUAAAACUCUGUCUCAAAAAAAAAAAAAAGAAAAAAAACAUAGAUGAUUACAGAAUUUUGUUCUUAAUCAUGCUGGUUUAGAAAAUUAUGGAGCCUUACAUCCUGAUCAUGCUGGGCCUUAGAAUUCUGACACAGUGAGUCAUCACAUUUCCUCCCACUGCCUGUGGCCUUGUUCCACCAUGACUCUCACAGUACAGUGUAGGCUUAGUGUAGUAUUACUCCCUUGGAAAGGGUCUGGCCUACCAUCACGUGCCCCAAGAAACUGCUGGUUAGUAAAGAAGAUGGGCUGCUUAUUGCCAUGUGUUGUCACUUCUAAGUGCCCACUGCCUUUCCAUCCUGCAGUUGUGGCCUGUGUAUAAUUAAAUGAUUUUAGCCUCA